GAGUAGUCUUCCGCGCGUUGCAUCGGAUCCCCUCAGCUGCUUGUUGUUCGUCGGCGGUGCCCCACGCUCGGCGAGCCAGCUGCAGUUCACCGGCGUCUCCUCAACAGAUGACAUAACCGACUACUCGCACCUAAAGCCCCGCUGCGUGAGCGCGCCCAGAGCAACUGUGUGUCAUCAUCGUCUCUUCAACGUAUGACUUUACCGAGUCGCGCCUGAAGCCCUGCUACGUCUGCGUCGAGAAAGCAACUGUGUUUAUCUGCUGCUUUUCGAUAGCUUCAUCAUGCCGAAUAUCAGCUGUAACUUUGAGACAAACCACAAGUCCACCAAUGUGGUCUUCCAGAAGCACCAUGUCAGCAGAGACAAGCGAGGUCAGAUCAUGGGCCAGAAGGGAGGCUUUCGCGGCUGCACCAUCUGGUUCACUGGUCUGUCAGGUGCAGGCAAGACAACAGUGUCCUUUGGCGUGGAGGAGUACCUCUGUCUUCAUGGAAUUCCUGCCUAUGCGCUUGAUGGUGACAACAUAAGACACGGGCUCAACAAGAACCUGGGCUUCUCCUCCCAGGACAGGGAGGAGAACAUACGACGAGUGGCUGAGGUUGCCAAGCUUUUUGCUGACAGUGGUGUCGUAUGUCUCACCAGUUUCAUCAGUCCAUAUGCAAAGGACCGUACUAUGGCCAGAGAGAUACACGAACAAGCCGGCUUGCUCUUCAUUGAGUGCUUUGUCGACACACCAUUGGAAGUGUGCGAGAAAAGGGACGUCAAAGGUCUUUAUAGGAAAGCUCGGGCAGGACAAAUUAAAGGUUUCACUGGAAUAGAUAUGCCCUAUGAAGCACCUGCCAAACCAGACCUUCUGAUCAAAGCAGGCAAGGACACCAUCAAAGACUGCGUGCAACAAGUAGUUGAACUCCUAAGAGAAAGGGGUGUCAUCCCAGGCAGUGUGGUGGACUGUGUCAAGGAACUUUUUGUGAGCCCUGAGUACCUGCCAGCUGCGAUGGAAGAGGCAGCGGCACUGCCAAGUGUGGAAAUUUCCAAGCUGGACCUACAGUGGGUCCAGGUGUUAUCUGAAGGUUGGGCCACACCCCUCACUGGCUUUAUGCGUGAGGCUGAAUUCCUACAGAGCCAGCACUUUGGCUGUUACCUUGAAGGUGGUGUUACCAACCAGUCAAUUCCGAUUGUACUGCCUGUGACGACAGAGGAUAAGGAUCGCCUUGAAAAUGAGCCUGCAUUUGCGCUAAAGUACAAUGGCAAGGUGUAUGCUAUCUUACGCCAACCCGAAUUCUAUCCCCACCGCAAGGAGGAACGCUGCUCAAGACAGUUCGGAACAAGUUGCAAGGGGCACCCUUACAUAAGUAUGAUUUACGAAAGUGGUGACUGGCUUGUUGGAGGUGAGCUUGAUGUUCUAGAGCGAAUUCGCUGGAAUGAUGGACUUGACGAAUACCGGCUCACACCAAAAGAACUCAGGAAAGCAUUCUCGAAGCUUGGGGCAGAUGCAGUGUUUGCAUUUCAACUGAGGAACCCUGUUCACAAUGGCCAUGCAUUGCUCAUGCAAGACACAAGGAAACAUUUGACAGAAAAAGGUUACAGGAAGCCAGUGUUGUUGCUUCAUCCACUUGGUGGUUGGACCAAAGAUGAUGAUGUACCCCUGGCAGUGCGCAUGAAGCAGCACAAGGCAGUACUCGACAGUGGUGUCCUAGAUCCCAAGCUGACAGUGUUGGCCAUCUUUCCUUCCCCCAUGAUGUAUGCUGGACCAACAGAGGUCCAGUGGCAUGCGAAGGCAAGAAUGGUGUGCGGCAGCAACUUCUACAUUGUAGGCCGAGACCCAGCAGGAAUGCCCCAUCCAGAGACGAAAGAAGACCUCUAUGACCCAACACAUGGUGCAAAGGUGUUGACCAUGGCUCCUGGCCUUACACAACUAGAGAUCAUACCAUUCCAAGUUGCUGCCUAUGACACAAAGAAGAAGAAGAUGGCAAUGUUUGAGCCUGAACGGAAAGAGGACUUCUUGUUCAUCUCUGGCACCAAGAUGCGCAGCCUGGCACGCAGUGGUCAGGAGCCACCAGCAGGGUUCAUGGAGCCAUCUGCCUGGAAAGUUCUUUCUGAUUACUACCGUUCUGCGGCGAACUGAUGUACAGCCUUAUAGCUGCAAUGUUUUUCUGCUCCUUUCACAACGUUUCUCCUUCCUGCCUCAUUUUUUUCAUCCCCUCCCAGUUGUGUUGCAAGCUUCAAGUUCUGUUUAAUAGAACAUUGCUUUCAUUUUUUUUACCAUAAAUGUUGAUGUUUAUGAAAGUAUUAUGUAGUGUACUUACUGCAUAAAAAGGUGAAAUCGCUAUGUUUCGAAGCUUUUAAACCAGUCACGAGUGCUUAUUUCACUGGUGGUGGGAGAAACUUGUUCCGUCAGGGUUAGAGUUACCUUGUCAUGUGAUUUAUUUGGAGUUUUUAUAUGAAAAUGUGAUGGUGGAACAAUGACUGUGCCUCUUAGGAGCUUAACUGCUUUAGUCAAGUAGAACAAAAGUGUCGAACAUGGUUCAAAGCAAGCCAUAAAGUAUGAAAUCGACCUGUUGUCAUCGGUAGGCAUAUUUAGACUUCUUUUUACACGUGCAUGCACUUUUACUGUUAUACUUUUGUUACUGUUGUACUUGGAAAGAAAGUGUAUUUGCUAAUAUUUUAUAUAUAUUUUUGCUUAUUUUCUAUUAGCAUAUCCUCGUUUAACUGGCUCCAUAUUCUGCAUGGUGCUCAAGUGUGAAUUGUGAUCCUCACAAUUGUGAGCUCAGAGCACAUAAAGAAGGUGUCUUCACCAUACAGUGCAGUCAUCUUUUGUAGUCAACUGGGACCAAUGUGCUCAAAGUGGCACACAACAUAAUAGCGGCAUCUAGAAAUGUUAGGCAGUAGGCAGUGUAUUGUGUCAUAUAAAUGAACAUUUGUUUCUUACAUGCACAUGUCAUUUGUAAGGCGCCCUUAGUUUGCUGACAAAUUCAUUGUACACAUGAAUGGUCCUGCCUGCUGUGUCCAAGACUGUAUCACGAGCAGCCAACACUGUGGUGCAAUCGCACAUGUUGCACUCUAAGACACCAUAUUGUGAUUCUUGUGCAAUUUCACUAUUGUAAUUGUUAUUGCAGAAAUUUGGUUUGUUUGAAGAUUUUUCAUAUACAAGUUUUAAUAGUCGUUGUUUUAAGAUGAAAAUUACGGCUACACUCUGGCUAACUCGAUGCUGGUCAGAAUGCCUGUUAAUAAAAGUCCUGAAAAGAUGU
Molecule: messenger RNA, 3242 nt
Organism: Rhipicephalus sanguineus (brown dog tick)
Lineage: Eukaryota; Metazoa; Arthropoda; Arachnida; Ixodida; Ixodidae
Gene: Papss
Product: bifunctional 3'-phosphoadenosine 5'-phosphosulfate synthase
Exons: 12
Coding region: 281-2119 (612 amino acids)
Biological process (GO): 3'-phosphoadenosine 5'-phosphosulfate biosynthetic process; sulfate assimilation
Molecular function (GO): ATP binding; adenylylsulfate kinase activity; sulfate adenylyltransferase (ATP) activity
Source: RefSeq, a predicted model, not a curated record